This is a messenger RNA of Theobroma umbraticum, 768 nucleotides long. Its product is annotated as protein MOTHER of FT and TFL1-like. The record is from RefSeq and is a predicted model, not a curated record. Lineage: Eukaryota; Viridiplantae; Streptophyta; Magnoliopsida; Malvales; Malvaceae.
GAAAAAUCCAAAACUAUAAAUUAGAUUAAUCCAUCAAAGAUAGAAUAAGGGUCUAGUCCGAUCGAGACACCAUAUGGCUAGGUCCGUGGAGCCACUGGUUGUGGGCAGAGUGAUCGGAGAUGUGCUCGACAUGUUCACUCCUGCCGCGGAGCUUACUGUCCAUUAUGGCGCCAAGCAGGUCCACAAUGGCUGUGAUAUCAAGCCAUCUUCUGCUGCUGAUAAACCUCAUGUCCGAAUCCUUGGCCCUCUCGUCUCUUCCAGUUUAUACACUCUCGUUAUGGUUGAUCCUGACGCCCCAAGUCCAAGUGAACCCAGAUUAAGGGAGUGGCUGCACUGGAUUGUUGUAGAUAUUCCUGAGGGACAUGAAGCUACCGAAGGAAGAGAGAUGGUGCCUUACAUGGGACCCCAGCCACCUACAGGAAUUCACAGGUAUGUUUUGGUACUGUUUAAGCAGGAGCGAGCAACGGAGGGAGGGUGUCAACUCCCAGAUGGCCGAGCCAACUUUAGUACUCGCCAAUUCGCUGCUCAAAACAGCCUGGGGCUUCCAGUUGCUGCAGUGUAUUUCAACUCACAGAAGGAACCAGCAGUGAAGAAACGCUAGCAGAUACUUCAAGUGCAACAUUUAAUAUUCAGUAGAUUUUGUGAUACGUUCAUAAUAGGUUUGAUAUGGUUAUGGGGAUGGGUCGUUGUUGAUAAACAACGGAUUUUGAUCUGUACGUAAUUUUCAUUAAUUUUGGUUUGAAUAGAUUACACGUUUUAAUUGAUUAA